Acytostelium subglobosum LB1 is the source of this 1635-nucleotide messenger RNA. RefSeq lists its product as hypothetical. Lineage: Eukaryota; Evosea; Eumycetozoa; Acytosteliales; Acytosteliaceae. Gene Ontology annotation, molecular function: protein binding. The transcript has a single exon. The record is from RefSeq and is a predicted model, not a curated record. The annotation marks the transcript as partial.
AUGGAUAAUAUAUAUAAUAAUAAUAAUAAUAAUAAUAAUAAUACAAUAUUAUUUAAACACAUUGUAAAUAAUAGAUGGAUAUUAACUGUUGUAUCUGGACAUAUUAGGUUGUUGAAUAGGAUUGAUCUGGAAACGACAAGUACAACAACAUCAUCAAAUAGAUCAAAAUGGUUAAAGACAUUGACAUGGAAUAUGUUGGUCGAUCAUUGGCUGCAGUGUGUGGAUACAUACUACCUUGCUGAUGAAGAUUUGAAAGCUAUUCGAUUCCGUAUAACAGACUCAUUCACAUCAUAUCAAGGUCAUCGAGAGAUCAUCAAACAUCUCAGUAUCACCUCGCCAUCCACAUUCAUUCAAUCACCUAUACUUGAUGUUAUGGCAAACAUUGGAUGUAUCGACAUGGUAUUGUUUGUACAUAAUACAUUCAAAGAUGCCAAGGCCUCAAUCAACGCGAUGGACUAUGCCCCGACAUUCGACAUCGUCAAGUUCCUUCAUACUCAUCGUACUGAAGGAUGCUCAGCUAUUGCGAUGGACCAUGCGGCCAAGCAUGGUAGACUUGACAUCUUACAAUAUCUUCAUGAGUAUCGCACUGAAGGAUGUACAGUCAAGGCAAUGAACAGGGCAUCACAAAACAAUCAUUUGGAUGUAGUCAAGUACCUUCAUUACAAUCGAACAGAGGGCUGUGAUAACACGGCUAUGAACAAAGCGGCAAAGAAGGGCAACCUUGAAGUAGUGGACUUUCUACAUACCAAUCGAACUGAAGGAUGUACCAAGCUGGCCCUGCAAUGGGCAGCAUCAAACAAUCAUUUGGAAGUGGUCAAGUACAUUCAUCACAACCUCAGGCAACUUGAUGGUGCUGCUUGGGCAUUGAGGAUGGCCGUGAGCAAGGGGCACUAUGACGUAGUCAAGUUUAUGAUUCAUAAUUGGAGUGAAUCAAUAUCACCGAUAUCAAUGGACGAGAUUGCUGGCAAAGGAUGGUUGGAUCUGAUCAAGUACCUACAUGAGAUCAAGGUCGCAUGCUCGACAAGUGCUAUGGACUUUGCUGCAGCAAAGGGACACCUUGAUGUGGUCCAGUUCCUCCAUCACAAUCGUACAGAAGGCUGCAAGAUGUGGGCCAUCACAGAGGCUGCCAAGGGUGGUCACUUGGAUGUGAUCCAGUUCUUACACAACAACACGACAGCACCGGCACAUUUACGAGCGAUGGACUUUGCCGCGCAACAUGGACACUUGGAGGUAGUCCGCUUCCUACAUGAGAAUAGGACUGAAGGAUGUAGCGAGUUUGCUAUGAACAUGGCGUCACAAGCUGGUCACCUCAACGUCGUCGUCGUCGAGUUCCUCCAUCAUAAUAGAACGGAAGGCUGCUCACCCAAGGCAAUGGACCUGGCCGCAGCAAAUGGACACCUUGCAAUGGUACAAUUCCUUCAUCACAAUCGCACUGAGGGCUGCACCACUGAUGCCAUGGACCUGGCCAGUCAGAAUGGAUACCUCGAGGUAGUCAAGUUCCUUCACCAUCACAGACGUGCGCCAUGCACUUCCAAGGCCAUUGCAUCAGCAACAGCCAAUGGAUACACACAAGUGGUCGAGUACCUCAAGAUCAAGGACACCCUGCCAGUGUUGUCACCGGCCAUGACAGCAGGU